AUGGAACUAAAGCAAGGAAGCAAAUCAAUUGCUGAGUAUGAGGCUCAGUUCACAGAAUUAGCCCAUUUUGCGCCCCACAUGGUGGAUGCGGAUUACAAGAAGGCUAGACAGUUUGUGGGAGGUUUGCGUGACCCAAUUGUAGAUAAAAUUAAUGUACUUAAAUUGCCAACGUAUGUGGAUGUACUUGACAGGGCACUAAUAGCAGAAAGGAAUGUGACUAACCGUAAGCAAAACUUUGAAUGGAAGGACAAAAAACAGAAUUUUAACAAAGGGACCACAUCAAUGAGUAAGAAGUUUAAGCCGGGGAGUUCUGGUAAUUCCGGUUCAAGCCAAAGUGUUAACUCAACACCAGCUUGUACUACAUGCGAAAAGAAACAUGGAGGUGUCUGCUAUCGCAUGAUGGAGGCUUGUUACCAAUGUGGGAAGAUAGGACAUAUGGCAAAGGAUUGCACAAAAUCACGACCGAAUGGCAACCGAGGAGCCACAAGCUCAAUUGGAUCCGCACCCACGACGAAACCGGCCACAACACCAUCUACCACAAGGAGUGAACAAAGGCAAGGAAGGGUUUUUGCACUGGUCCCGGGGGAUACUCAAAAUACUGAGGCGGUGGUGUCAGGUAUAAUCUCGAUUUGUGGUAAACCUACUUAUACCUUAAUUGAUUACGGGUCUAUGCAUUCGUUCAUUUCUAUGGCUUUUGCUGAAACUUGGAAUAGACCUAUGGAAACAUUGAAUUAUAUACUAUGUCUUGCAUCACCUACAGGGGGAUCUAUGCUAUGUUCAACUAUAUUUACUGCAUGUGAAUUAUUUCUCGGGAAUGCUACUUUGUAUGCUGAUUAA
Molecule: messenger RNA, 837 nt
Organism: Camellia sinensis
Lineage: Eukaryota; Viridiplantae; Streptophyta; Magnoliopsida; Ericales; Theaceae
Source: RefSeq, a predicted model, not a curated record